Molecule: messenger RNA, 2385 nt
Organism: Hyposmocoma kahamanoa
Lineage: Eukaryota; Metazoa; Arthropoda; Insecta; Lepidoptera; Cosmopterigidae
Gene: Nemp
Product: nuclear envelope integral membrane protein 1
Exons: 8
Coding region: 404-1690 (428 amino acids)
Cellular component (GO): nuclear envelope
Source: RefSeq, a predicted model, not a curated record
AUGUGCCGAUUCGAUUUUCCUGCUAAAAGAUUUGAUUCAUGAUUGAUUCUUGUUCACCUUAAUUCUAUCUACUUGAUAAUAGAUGGCAGCUUUUAAAAGCAUCUAUUCUACGUCCUUAAUGGCGGCCACUUAUUUAAAGCAUCCCCUGCAUGUUGCCCAAAAAACUUCGAACUGACACGAUGGUGACAAACGAAUUGAGUUGUGCAUAUAGUAUUCUGUGGAGUUGUGUCUGGUUGUGUGUCAAAUUUAGUGUCAUACGAUUUUCCAUUUUAUCUGUCGUUUGCUUUGUUGUUGUAAUAUUAAAUGUAGUAUUUACACAGAAAAAUAAAAUCUUUUGACGAUAUGAAAGAAUAAAACUGUUUUGUAGUGUAUAAAGUUGAAAGUUCCUAAAUUAAAGAAAAACAUGGAAAUUCGAGUUUGUAGUUGUGCUUUUCUAUUGUGGUUUUGUGUACUAUUUACACAAGCUAAUUCAUCAAAUUAUAACGCACAUUGGUUAGGCGGAUCUACAACUAUUGAAAAGGAUGGCACUAUGGGCCAAAAAGUUGACAUCUACUGUUACUCUGGAACACCUAAGAGUGUAUUAGCUUUAUGGCAAACAAUAAAGUUCAAUUUAAAAAUCAAGAAUGAAGAAUUCGAUAUGUAUUUUGGUAGUAGCCCAGAGGAAGUUUUCAAGCAGUACACAGAGGAUAGUUACGGCUGGGCAGUUAUCAACCCUUUUAGCCAGAAAACCCAAAGAUCUGUGUCCGUAGAUCUGUUUUUACCUACUUGCAUGGCUGUUAAUACUAAACAGAGGCAUACUAUUGAACUACAGGUUAUUAGAGUAGAUAUAUGGAGAGUGUUUCUCAUGUGCCUGGGCAUUACCCUCAUAUUUUUAUCCCGUACUCUGAGCGGGAACUCUGUAUUCUUCUAUCUUUGCGGAAUGUUUAUCGGAGUUUUUGCAUCGUUUAUGGUGCUUGUUUAUUAUGUCAGCAGAAUGCUGCCUAGGAAAAUACUAACAUAUGGAAUUCUAAUAGGCGGAUGGACAGUAGGAGUCUAUCUUUUCCAACAAUUAUGGGACAAUAUAAGAAUGAUUAUACUAUUACACCAGUCGUAUUCGUUCUGGUAUACGGUCAUAAUGAGCUUCAUCAGCUUUUUAGUCUGCUAUAGGAUUGGACCACCCCGUAAUCAGAGGAGCAAGAAUCUUGUUAUGUGGAUUUUACAGGCUGUAGGAGUUCUAAUGAUAUUCUUCAGUAGCGAAUACCAGGAGGCUUCAGCAGCUAUCAUCGUUAUUUCUUUAUGCGUUAAAUAUUUCCCUGAUUCUCUUAUUCACAAAAUUCAGGGGUAUUGGCGUCGUCGAUUCCCGCCAAAGCUCCGUCUUCUAACCAGCGAAGAGUACUACGAGGAAGGCGCACGUGAGACCAAGAAAGCGUUGGAUAAUCUGCGCAAGUACUGUUCGAGUCCUGAUUGCGCGCAGUGGAAAGUCAUGCUCAAGCUCAACGACUCUCGCAGGUCAGAGUCUAUGCGUACGCAGGCACUCAGAUUCGCAAGCUUCGUAGAGGGUAACUCCCACCUCAGCGACGACGAAAUCGUAGAUUACGAAGCGUACGCUUUCUCUCUGGAUCGAAAAGAGAAGCGGAUACCACUAGCCAAUUCGACUAGCACCAUGGAGAUAUCUGAUGAUGACGAGAUAUCUUCCGAUGAUGAGAAUUAAAGAUUUAUUGUUGUGGAUAAUUGAACUGAACAAAAUGUUGCCUUUAUUAAACGAACAAGAUAAAAAGUUAAACAUUUUGCGAAAAUGUAGUGAACUAAUUGUUAAGGUAUAUUUAAGUAUGUGCACUUAGGUGAAUCAAUUGUAGUACCAUUGUCUAAGGCUUACAAAAUCUCUUUUAGUCUGUGUGAUACUGAUAAGAGUAACAAACAAAAAACUCAAGUAUUUAUUGUAUCACACAUGUGAUUUAUCCUCUACAUUGUGUAAUGUCACGACCAAUUAAUGUUGAUCCUCGCUGAUGAGUGGUGCUCUUCGGACGAUUUUCCUAUUUCAAUACCAUAUUUCUUGUCAUUAUACGGAAUAUUAUGACAAAAAAUAAGUUAUCAGUGCUCAUAGGUAGUUAUUAUUGAUGAAGUUUAUGAUCUCUUGCUUUUAAAGUAGAAUACCAUGUUUCUUGUAUCUUUGUUACUGUUGUCAUUUUUAUGAUUUUAUUUAACCUAAUUAAAAAAAAAACGAGUAAGAAUUCGUAAUAAUGUACUUACGCAAUUACCUUGUCAAGAGAGUUUUCUAGUUUAUACUUAACUGCCAUUGUUUUUUAAAGUAUGUGUAAUUUUCCAUAAGUAACAAUGGGACUGAGUAGGAAAUAAAUAAUAAAAAUUACUUGUUAGUAAUAAUAAAUAUAUUCAUUUUUUGUAAUA